Acaromyces ingoldii is the source of this 649-nucleotide messenger RNA. RefSeq lists its product as hypothetical. The record is from RefSeq and is a predicted model, not a curated record. The transcript has a single exon. Lineage: Eukaryota; Fungi; Basidiomycota; Exobasidiomycetes; Exobasidiales; Cryptobasidiaceae. Bases 137 to 559 code for a protein of 140 amino acids.
ACAUUUCUGAACAUGGCUCGGGGCAGACGAGCCAGUCGACGUGCGCUUUGGACGGCAGGUCAUGGCCGCUGCCCACGACUUUGACAUCAAAAUGUGCCGGCAGCUGAUCCAGUGGCACCAUCUCUGCUUGGGGUGAAUGGGGCGGCAAGCAAGAAUCAGCAGUGGCGAUGGGGACGGGAAAGGCGAGGUGAAAUCACGGGCCGCCUCUUAUGUGAAAAAGCAGCAAGGGCCGCCGGUGCUCUCGGAGCCGCCUAGGAACGCACCGCUCUGUAACGCUGCCUCACUCUGCCUGUUGCCCGAUAGAUCUGCGACGGGCCCAAUUUCUGUUUUGGUGCUGAGGCUCUUGCGCCACUGCAACUAUGCGUGUGCAUCCCUUUGUUUUCUUGUUACGGUUACGCUCUCCCUUUGUCCUCCCUUACGAACACUGUCUGUAGAACGAAGAUACCAAUUGCCCUCACGAUAUGUGUCGCCUUUCGCUGGUUGCGGAGAUCAAAGGAUAGACCCCUGUCCUCUCGCACGAUGGCCAGCUCCGUUAAGAAUGUACGUCAGCGGCCGCUGACUGUACCAGGGUGACCGCUCCUGUCUGCCUCUUCCUCUACGCCCUGCCUUCUCCCCGCCUGGCAGACGACAGAAGCCCCGCCGUCGGCCA